AUGGCGCUUAAGCAGCCGGUGGGUCAGAAGCGCCUGACCAACGUGGCGAUUGUUCGAAUGAAGAGCCACGGCAUGCGCUUUGAGAUUGCAUGUUACAAGAACAAGGUCCUCAACUGGCGCGAAGGCAUUGAGAAGGACAUGAACGAAGUUCUGCAAACCGAGACGAUCUUCACGAACGUCUCAAAGGCAGUGAUCGCCAAGGAGAAGGACCUGCAGAAGGCCUUCGGCACCGCGGACCAGUUGGAGAUUUGCAAGAAGAUCCUGAAGGACGGUGAUGUCCAAGUCUCCGACAAAGAGCGGGAAGUACACAUGGAGAGUCUCUUCAAGGACAUCGUCCAAAUCUUGGCGGAACGCUUGGUGCACAACGAGACAGGGCGACAGCUGACGCCCCUGGCAGUGGAGUCGGCCCUGAAGAACAUUGGCUUUAGCGUGCAGCCGGAUCAGCCCGCCAAGAAGCAGGCCUUGAAGGCCAUGGACGAGAUACAGAAGAAGCUUUCUGGGAGCUUCUCCCGCGCGAAGAUGCGGGUGAGGAUGACCUUCCCCGCCCGACUGCUGGACGACAUCCGAAACUUCGUGGAGUCCGACUGUGCGGGGACGAUCGAGAAGUCGGAAGUGGCGGGUGCAGAGAGGGAGGCGGAAGCAAAGACGGAGCCACGGACGGAGGACCAGUCCGUGGCAAACGCGCCUGCCGCGGCGGCACCGACGCUGAGGAGUUUGAUCUUUGUGUGCGACCCCAGCCACUACAGAGAGCUGGACAGACUUGCCACCAAGACCUAUGCCGGCGAGAGUGUGGCGCUGCAUGUGGUGACCCAGAAUGUGGUGUCAGCCACACUGCCGACAGGAGGCGAGGGCUAUGCGCCCAAGGGCUCCUCGAUCCAAGCGGCGCCCAAAGUGGAAGCGAAGAAAGGCGGGGCGCGCUGCUCCUCCUGCGAUGCUGCGUUUGACGACCCGGCGGAGUACCGGGGACACUGCCGCUCCGAGUGGCACAACUUCAACCUGAAGCGGUGCCUUCGCCACGUCCGGGUGCAGUGGGUUGGACGUGCCGGAGCGGGCGGCGACCGACAUUUGCUGCUAGUCCAGAGGUUUUUACUUCUGGACGGCGGCAUUGGACAAGGCCAGGGAUCCUUCAAGGAGCUGUGGAGCACUGAGGCCUCGGCCAACGUGCAGUUCUGGCGGCUGGAGCAGAGUCUGGUGACACGCGCUCACUUCCGAUCGGCCCAUCUGAUUCCGAUGAUGGCCUACGACCCUUCGAUCCAGGCCUGGUCCACCGUGGGGCUGACCUUGGCGCCGCAGGUGAGGCGGAGCCUUUGCGAGUUGGGGCCCUCGUACAUCAAGCUGGGCCAGGCCCUUGCCUCACGCCCUGACCUGGUGGGCGUUCAGGUGGCCGAUGAGCUGAUCCAAUUGCAGGACCAGCUGCCGCCCUUCGACUCAGAGGAGGCCUUGCGGGUGGUGCGUGAGGAGCUGUGCGAAGUGCAGGAUGAAGCGGCCACGGAGUUGCUGCAGUCUCUGGAGGGUGCGGAGGUCGUGGCCGCUGCAUCGCUGGGCCAGGUGUAUCGAGGCUUCGUGCGCGGCCGGGCGGUGGCGGUGAAGGUGCAGCGCCCGGACGCCCGGCGCCUCGCGGCGGUGGACGCUGCACUUCUCAGGUCUUUGGCUCGCCUAGUGGAGGGCCUACGUGACCUGCGAGGCGAACGCUUGGUCCGCGCCAACGUCUUAGGUGCUGUGGAUGAGUUCUGCUCUCGGCUCUUCGAGGAGCUGGACUACCGCCGCGAGGCCGACAACGCGGAGCGGUUCCUGGCUCUGUAUGGCAAGCAGGGCAAAUUCGCGGCGCAGCUGCCCAAGCCAGGCUUAAAGAUCCCAGAGCUCGAGCGCGACCUUUGCGGGCGUCGCAUUCUGGUCAUGGAGUGGGUGGAAGGCGAGCGCUUGGUUGCGUCAGCCCCCAGCACGGCAUGCAGCGUGGUGGACGUCAGUGAGGAUCUGCCCUUAGUUGAGAUGGGCAUCACGGCUACUCUCUUGCAGCUGCUGGGCACCGGGGUGAUGCAUACGGACCCCCAUGGGGGGAAUCUUCUGAAGGGCCCGCCUUUGAAGCUCAAGGGCAAGUCGAAUCAGCCCCUGAGGCAGCUGGUGUACUUGGACUUCGGGCUGAUUGCAGAUGUGCCACUGCAGGUUCGCGAGGGCCUGGUGUGUGCAGUGAUGUACAUGGUCCAGAAGCGCUGGGCGGAUGUGGCGGGGCUCUUCAACCAGCUCAUGCUGUUGCCUGACUGGGUGCUGGCAGAUGCUGAGACGCUGGAGAGCUUUACCCAGGACAUCGAAGCAGCAGCUAAGGAAGCCCUUAGCUUCGGCGACGACUCUGAGGUGCCUUCCCUCCGCUUCGCAGCGCUCUUGGAGCAGCUGGCCUUCCUGGCGCCAAGGUACGAGUUUCAGCUUCCGCCCUACUUCCUGAACAAUGCGCGAGCGCUGGGAUGCUUGGAAGGCAUGGCUCGGACCGUGGAUCCGGAGUUCAACAUCCUGCGGAAGGUGUAUCCCUUUGCCCUGAAGCGGCUCUUGUCUAAUCCCUCCGAUUCCCCAGUGCUGCGCAAGACGCUGCGUGACCUCUGCGAGGAGGGCGGUCGCCUGCGCCUCUCGCGUGCCCAGAAGCUGGUGGCAGAUGCCGCGCGGCUCACCAGGAAGUCCCCGCGCUCCGUAGCGGCGGACGCUUUGCGCAGCCGUGGGGGGCGGCGGUUCCUGCGGUCGCUGCUGCGCAGCGAAGCGUGA
Messenger RNA from Effrenium voratum, 2751 nucleotides. Lineage: Eukaryota; Dinophyceae; Suessiales; Symbiodiniaceae. The record is from the annotation of a GenBank genome assembly.